GAGAGAGAGAGAGACAGAGAGAGAGAGAGAGGGAGAGAGGGAGAGAGAGAGAGAGAGAGGGAGAGAGAGAGAGAGAGAGAGAGAGAGAGAGAGAGAGAGGGAGAGAGAGAGAGGGAGAGAGAGAGAGAGGAAGGAGAGAGAGAGAGAGAGAGAGAGAGAGACAGAGAGAGAGAGAGAGGGAGAGAGGGAGAGAGAGAGAGGGAGGGAGAGAGGGAGAGAGAGAGAGGGAGAGAGAGAGAGAGAGAGAGGGAGAGAGAGAGGGAGAGAGAGAGAGAGAGAGAGGGAGAGAGAGAGGGAGAGAGAGAGAGAGAGACAGAGAGAGAGAGAGAGGGAGAGAGGGAGAGAGAGAGAGGGAGAGAGAGAGAGAGAGGAAGAGAGAGAGAGGGAGGGAGAGAGGGAGAGAGAGAGAGAGAGAGAGAGAGAGAGAGAGAGAGAGGGAGAGAGAGAGAGAGAGAGAGAGAGACAGAGAGAGAGAGGCAGAGUGUGCACAAGUGUUCACUUUCUCUGUUCAACACCUUGAUUUUCUCUUUCUUUAAGGACAGAGGAGGAGAAAAGAGGAGAAAAAAGGAGGAGAAAAGAGGAGAAAAAAGGAGGAGAAACAGGAGAAGAGAGGAGGCCCGCCCGGCUCCUGCUCCGUCCUGACUCUCAGCUCUGGAGAGGAGAAAAUUAGUUCAUUUCCUCCUCUUUUUUUAGCAGCUGCACAGCCCCAGAAGCUCCAGCAGGUGGCAAAGCACUCACCUCUCACUCUCAGCCAAUCAGGGCAGGGAGAGGCGGGAGUGGGCGGGGCUUAGGAAAAAGAGAGGGAGAGCCGGAGAGCUGAGAUAAAAAGUAAAGAGGACAGAGAGAGCAAGGCAGCAGAGAGCCGGGACUCCAACAGAGACUGAGAACAAGACGGAGGAGAAGGAGAGGAAGGAGCAACAGGUCAGCAGAGAGGAGGAGCAGGAGCAGGAGGAGGAGUAAAGACUCCUUCUUCGUGUUUGGGUUCAAACUUCCUGGAUUCUCAGAGAGAGAGAGAGAGAGAGCGAGCUGAGAGGAGGAAGAAGAAGAAGGAGAGAGCAUGAGGAGGAGAGAGGCUUCCUCAGGCUGGGAGGGUUAGGAGAAGGAAGGAAGUCAGGAAGUUAGAGCCAGGCGCCCCCCCGCGCUCCUCCUCCUCCUCCUCCUCCCCUCCUCCUCCUCCUCCUCCUCCUUCCUCCACUUUGUUUUGAAUGCUCUUCUGCUUCCUGGUGUGAGCUGAAGCCGAGCAGACACACGGCGAGCAGAGCUGCUGUCAGGAUGUCUCCGCCUGUCAGAGCGCCGCGCUGACCUCAGACCAGCUCCGCCUGAGAGAGGAGCAGCACGCCGCCGCCACCGCCGCCGCCGCUCAGGGAGGGAGGGAGGGAGGGAGGUCAUGGAUCAGCAGCCUGAGGAGGAGCAGCAGGAUGGAGGUGCUCUCACCUCCGCCGCCUCCUCUUCUUCCUCCUCCUCCACCUCCACCUCAUCCCCCCCGGCCACCAACGCUGAGCCGCCGUCCGCCGCCCCCGCCGCUGCCCGCUGCCACCACGGCGGUAGAACCUUCACAGGCCUGAGGAUCUUCUGCAGAAGGUGAGUCUCUCCUCCUCCUCCUCCUCCUCCUCCUCCUCCUGAACUCUCUGUCUCUGAACUUUCUGCUGAAGCUCCUCAGCGAGCGAGCGAGCGAGCGUGUGCACAGGAAGUGAUGCGUGAUACGGCCCAGCGCUGGCUGAGCGUGAAGGUGUGUGAUGUGGUGUCUUCUCUGAAACAGGAAACACAUGGUCUGAAGUUUCACUUCAUUCUGCAGAGAAGAAACAGAAACAGGUUCUUCUGAGGUUCUGAUCCAGAGACCAGACCCUGAAGACCCUGAAGACCCUGAAGACCAGACCUUCACCCUCAACAAAGUCUGGUUUCUGUCCUUCAGGGUGUCAGAUCUUUGGUUGUCAUGGUAACAGAGAGUCUGAGUGUGUUCACCAAGUCCUCUGAGUCUUUACGGUCUGAACUUUAGUGUCAUGGAGAGACCAGACCUAAACCGGGUCCCGGACUGGAUCUGAGGGCUGCAGAGAGACCGGAGACCGGCGGGUGGAGAGCGAAGCGCCCACCGUGACGAGGACGCUCGCCCUCCUCCAUCCGAGCGAAGUCGCCGUCUUUGAAAUCUGCGUUUAGCUACGAGGAAACAAACUCUGUCUGGUUCUGGUCUGAGCGGGCCGAUACCAGUUUGGGUCACCAGUUCUUCAGGAGACCAGUACCCGGGUUCAGGACUGAUCCGCAUUCACAGUUUCAGGUUGUGUUGUUGGCGAGACACGAGUUCAACGCUGAUGACGCGUUUACAGGUUCUUCAGUCUAAGAGCUCAGAUCCAAACGGGUUUAAUCGAACCGUCAUCAUCAUCAUCAUCUUCAUCAUCAUCUUCAUCUUCAUCUUCAUCUUCAUCUUCAUCAUCAUCAUCAGUGAAGUCAAAGGUCAAAUAUUCGUCUACUGCUUCUUUAAGACGGCGAGGAGAGGUUGAGCUGUUUUUAUCUGAGUGUGUGUGAAGAAACAGGACGUCGUGUGUGUGUGUGUGUGUGUGUGUGUGUGUGUGUGUGUGUGUGUGUGUGCAGGAACAGGAUACGCUCGUCUGUUUCUCCACAUUCAUCAGAAGUUCAGCUGAACAAAAACCUGGUCUGUCCGUCAGAGUUUAAAGUUGUUUUAAAGUCGAAACAGUAAAAAUCUUCACAGUCGAGUCUCUGAUGAGUUUAUUCUCAGAGAGACGCUGCAGAGACGGGCGGAGCUCCUGCUGUCCCGACCAGGUCUGAAACUCCAGACCCCCUUUAGUCUUGGGUUGUGGUUUAGAUUUUCAGUGUUUGGAGACUAAACCCAGAUUUCUGACUCUACAGUCACGUCGGUCGUUUAAUGUCAAAGUUUUUGGAUCAGGACGCCGUGAGUGUGAGCGAGAGGAGGAAACAAACACGUCUGAAAGUCAACUAAACACCCCCUCCUCAAAAUUUACUCCGGGACAAAAAAAAAAAAAUUCUCAAAGUUUCUCAAAAGUUUUUCUCAAAGUCUCUGAAAGUUUUUCUUUCUCUUUUCUCUGUCUCUCCUCUGUCCUGUAAACCUCUCAGUUAAAGAUUAUGGGGGUCUAAUGGGGUCAGUGCGUCAUAAAGAAAACAGAAUUUAAAAAAAAGAAACCAGCUGAAGUGAAGGUUUGAGGUUUACUCUGAAUCUUUAGGACAGGAACACUUAAAGGUCCAAUCAAAGCUGCACAACUUUGCAUUUUAGACCAUUAAAAAAAUAAUUUACAGAUUUAAUUUUCCUCAGUGUAAAUAUUUAAGAGCUUCAUAAACAACAAGAAUCUGGAUUCCUGUGUGACUCUAAUGUGUCCUCUAUAUUUGUUUUAUUUCUGUCUUUAUUUCCUUUUAUUUCGGUCUUUAUUUCCUUUUAUUUCGGUCUUUAUUUCUGUUUUUUUUUUAUCUUUAUUUCUGUCUUUUUUUGUUUUUAUUUUUGUUUUUAUUUCUGUCUUUUUUUGUUUUUAUUUUUCUUUGUCUUUAUUUCUCUUUUUUCUGUCUUUAUAUUUGUUUUUAUUUUGUCUUUUUUCUGUCAUUUUUGUCUUUAUUUUUCUUUUUUUCUUAAUUUAUUUUUCUUUGUCUUUCUUUCUUUCUUUUUUUUCUUUCUCUUUUUUUCUGUCUUUAUUCUGAUGCUCUGCAGAGGCUUCACUCCGUAUGUGUGUGUUUUAGAGUGUGUGUUUGUGAAUGUGUGUGUUUGAGUGUGUGUGUGUGUGUGUUUUAGUGUGUGUGUGUUUGUAUGAGAGUGUGUGCGUGUGUUUAUAUGUGUGUGGGCAUGUUGAAGGUUUAUAAUGUUUUUUUUCUCGUGUUUUUCUCUCAGAAAUAAAGUUUUUGUUUUUAUUGUUUUAUUUCACAGUUUUUUUUUUUUAACUCAUUCAGGGAUUCAGACUCAGAGACCAGGUUUCAGGACUGAUCUGAUCCCUGACUCUGAGUCCGGUACCUAAAGUGAGUCUUGGUUCUCAGUCUGAGCAGGAACCUCACAGAGACUCUGAACGAUGGUGACCCUGUCCGCUCUGACAGUCUCCGAGUUUCUGUUGGUCGUUUCUUUUCUCUGAGGCGGACAGAAACCUGGACCCAGAUUAGAAACAGAGACCAGGUCUGGGUUUGGAGGGUCCAGGAAGUUCCCGGUCCUCAUGAAGGUCUUACUUUCUGAGUAUUUGAAGUAUUUUGAGUCCUCCUCACAGACCGAGGACCUGGAGGACUUUGAGUUCCUGAUCUCAGGUCCUUGUGGACCCCUCAGGACAGUCUCAGUCUGGAGGUCCAAACCCAGGAACUUCAGGAGAACAGAGACCUGGACUCAGUCAGUCCAGGUCUUACUGAGGUCUAGUCUGGUCUUUAUUGUUGCUCUGGUGUCUCUCCUCUUCUUCUGGAUGAUCCUCCAGAGAUCCUCCAUGGGGUCCACCUCAGACCAGGUUCUGGUAGUUCUGGUUCUGUGGGCAGGGACCAGGUCCUGGAUCUCCAUAGACCCUCUCAGCAGAUGGAGGUCUCUCAAACCUCCUGGUUUCUUAUUCUCCACAUUUUAUUUCUGAAAAUCGACAAUCGGCGAGUUUUGGCCGAUUACCGAUUCGUCUCAAACUAAAAUCGACCGAUUGGGCCGUGGUUCCUGGUCUUCUGGUCCAGUUCUGGACUCUGGUUCAGGAGGGUCCAGAUAGCAGGAACAUUUGUAGUCCAGAUCCAGGAGGACGUCCUGGUCCUCAUGUCAGACCGGUAUGUGUGUGUGUGUGUGUGUGUGAGCUCUGAGUAACAUCAGUGUGUGUGUGUGUGUGUGUGUGUGUGUGUGUGUGUGUGUGUGAGUAACAUCAGUGUGUGUGUGUGUGUGUGUGUGUGUGUGUGUGUGUGUGUGUGUGUGUGUGUGUGUGUGUGUGUGUGUGUGAGCUCUGAGUAACAUCAGUGUGUGUGUUAGUCAGAGUCUGAUAGUGGAAACUAAACACAGUCACUCCUCACCAAACCUCAGAGGAGAAAUCCUCGUUUUUAUCGUUUCUUCAGUUUCCGUCUUUUAACUUUAUUAUUUAUUUAUUUUAUUUAAAACUUUAAAAGUUUAUAAAGUUCUUUAACAUUCAGGAAAACAGAGAAGAUAAAAACAACAAGAGAACACUCAGGGGAGAUGAUGCAAUACCGACAAUAAAGAAAUAAAAUGAAAUAAAAAUCGUUGGACGACAUAAAAGCUGUGAUGAACGUCACAUGAGCGGAGACGUCGUUAAAACAAAGAUAUUAUAAAAGUCUGUGAUACUCAACCAACACAGGAACCCAACCACAGAAACCUGAGACUAAGGGGCCGAUUAUAAAACAGGAACCAGAAGAGUAAAAGGUUUUAAAGAGGACAAAAUCACAGAAAAGAGAGUCUGUAAAAAUGAAGACGUGAUUUAACAUCAGUGACCUUCUCUGAACACCUGAUCUCUUCAGGGACGUCGUUCCAAAGUCGAGGGGCCCCGAUGGAAAAGGCCCCGUCACCUUUAGUCACAAGUCUCGACUUUGGAACGACCAGGAGGCCCCCGCUGGAGGAUCUGAGGGUGGGGUCUGGCUCAUAGGGGGUUAAAAGUUCUGUUAUAUAGAUCAGAGCCUUCAGAUAGAUUAGAGUCUUUACUGCCGUGAAAGUGAGGAGUAAAGUCUUCAAAUCUAAAACUAACAGGAAGCCGAUGUAAAGACGCUAACAUAGGGGGGAUGUGACGUCAUCUGUUAGAACCAAUCAGAGGCCGAGCUGCUGUAUUCUUCUUCUUCAGUUUUUCAACAGAGGGUCCAAAAAUGAAGUCAGAGUGGUGAGGCAGAGUACAGUUUGAUAUGUGUGAGAGCGGCCAUGUUGGUACAGACUCAUGAAGUUUCUGUUUGUUCCUGUUUUUGUCUCUUUGAAGCUGCAGACUGAACAGACGAUCGGAGUCUCUCUGAUGGCGAGGAGCUGACGCUAAAACUAACCCCCAAUUUCCACCUCAUCUGGAAUGGCGGCGAUUUUUCGCUGAUCCGUUUGUGAGGAGAAUUUUAUGGCAGAUUAAGGACAGCGGUAAUCUGAGAACUCACAAGAACCUGCAGAUUCACGUUCAAUCACACGAUAACGAGUUGUCUCUCUAAAGACAGACACAUAGACAUAUAAGCAGUAGAUUGUGUCCUUCCAGAGGAGGAAAUCUACUUCUAGACUUCUAGAAUCAGCAUCUCCUCAUCCAUGGUGUCAUCGGGGUGAAAUGACGUCUAAAAACCUUUCACUUGUUCGUCUCCGAGUGUUUUAUUUUGAAAAGAAGCCGGAUGUUUUAUUUUGUGUCUGUGCCCGACUUCCUUUCCAGCACGGGUUAAUCUGUGCUGAAUUUAUCCGCCAUGCUCCGGCGUCCAGAAAAAAUAGAACUCUUGUGAUCAGCUGAGGAGUCCGGCGAUCCGCAGAAGAACGGAAAGAAGUCGGUGUAAAUUGACACGUUAACUUGAAUGGUUACGAUCAGCUACGAUCGGAGGAUACGACCUUUUAGGAGACGAUCAGGAUGAAGGUGGAAGUUGUGUUCAGGUCAGCGUCUCAAAAUGAGUUAACUGACUCGUCAGCAGAAAACUAGCUGAGGUCACACGUCGGGUCUGUCUGUAGUUUGUUACUGAUUCCCUUAAAAACAGAGAAAUGUCCCUUUAAAAGAGUCACUGAUGGAGACUUUAGACUCUCUCAGUCUCUGUUUUUACUGGUCCGGGUCGUAAAGAGGCUUCAGUGAAAACUCUUCACUGGAUCUUUAACGUCCACUCAGGACCGGAUCUCCUCCUCCUCCUCCUCCUCCAGGAAUGUGGAGCGGUUCUGUGAGCGGUUCUGUGAGCGGUUCUGUGACGGAGCAGCUGUGUCCCGGGUGGAUGAAGAGGUAAAAGUGCAGAUUCAGGUUCAGUCAGCUGGUUUAAUCUGUGGCUGAUCUCAGGGGUCUCUAAUUAUAGCUGCUAUUAACGGAUUGGACUGCAAUUAAUCAGCGCCGCUCCUUUUAGAGUCUGAUGGGAGGAGCCUGUGACUCCAGAGGAUCCAAUCUGAGGGAUCCCAGGACACGGGACCGGAGCGGGGCGGGGCGGCGGGGGGAUUAUGGUUUUCAGCCCUUAUGACAGAGAGUCUUCAUUUGAAUGUCUGUUGGAGCGCAGCGCCCCCUACUGGGGACAGAAACUCGACUAAGAAAGACGAGGAGACGAAGUUUGAGUCUCAGAAAUGAUCGGAAUUAGAUUUUAUUAUUUAAUCGUUUUAAUGUCGGACACUCGGAUCACAAGAACUUCUCAGAACCUGCAGUGGUCCGGUUCACAUCAGAGCCACGGUGGUCCAGGUCUUUAAGGUCUCUGCUCCUCUCUCACUGGUUUUAUGUGUGUGUGUGUGUGUGUGUGUGUGUGUGUGUGUGUGUGUGUGUGUGUGUGUGUGUGAUUGAUGGAUCACUCAGAUUCCUGAUUAUUGAUCAGUUGGACUCUUGGUCCGGAUGUGGACCUGCAGCCUCUCUAACCUGAUUACAGCAGACUCACUCACUUCCUGAGAGCCGGUCCUCCUCAGUCCCUCUAACUGGACUCCACAGCCCAGAAGAGUUCUAGAUAAAAACCAGGACCGCCCCGUUCUCCUGGGUCAGAAACUGAGGUCACAUGAUCCCCCCUCUGCCUGUUGACACAAAACAUCAGAGUCCGGUCCGUCUGAACGGCAGAACUUUGGAGUUAAUGGGACCUGUACUCAGGAUUUUGGACCCUGAGGGACAGAGGUGUGGUCCUGCAGAGGUAGUGCUGAUGACCCGGGUCAGUCCGGUUGGAUCUUCUUCUUCUUCUUCUUCCUCUUCUGCGACAGUUUUUGUUCUGCUGUUGUCAGUUAGACUCCGGUUUGCCGUCUGCCUCUCUGAGAACAGCGCCCUCUGGUGACAGGCUGCAGUGUAGGUCAUAAGCCCCGCCUCCUCCAUCAAACUUUCUAAAUGAAUGACACAGAAUAUAAAUGUUUCUCCCCCCUGGUUGUGAUGUUGACAUGUAGUUACUGUCAGACUGGUUUGUGCUCAAGUCCUCUUUUUUCUGUACAGCUCCAUUUUUAAAAGUUAUUAGGGGGUUCAUGUUUUCUAUGAUUGACACCUGAUACAGCCAAUGGCAGGACAGAGAUUGAGUAGAUCACCGGGGGAUACGCUGUUUGAGCCGAGCGUCAUCACAGAGACUCUCAGUGACCCUCCCUUCAUAAAACGCUGCUGCGCACCGUUGGUUUAAGGAAGUGGAGAGAAAACACACAAUCACCGAGAACCUUUCAGCUUCAAAUACCGGCGGGGGGCGGAGCCAAGUUGUCCAUCAAAUAUACAGUCUGUGUUCAAAACCAGCAGCUCCGACGUCAGACUCUUCUGUGUCUGUCGGGUUUCUUCAGGUCGUGUGUGUCGGGGUAACCUCGGCGUGGAGAACAGGUCUGCUGUCGUACAAGCUCGGUCACGUCUGUGUGACACACACACACACACACACACACACACACACACACACACACACACACACACUCACACACACACACACACACACACACACACACACACACACAGAUCAGAUGUUGCUGUCUGACUCCUGCUCUUAUUCUGUUUCACUGACGCUCCUCCAGUCUGACACUGGCCACGCCCCCUUCUGUGACGUCACAGCGAGCCUUUCACCUGAGACAGAUGAUCAGGUGACACCCCUGACUGCAGCAGGGUUCAGGUGUUCCUUAUUCCCUGAGUCGAGUCUCACAGGCGCCUGGUUGGUCAGAGCGGUUUGAUGUUUGUUUGUUUGGAGGUCAUGAAUGUUAGGAGGAGAACCCUGAGGAGCUCCACAGGUUCUGAGGAGUCUCAACCAAUCAGGAGUCAGCAGGCUUUAGAGAGCAGAAGCAGGAGGAGCUCAGUCCUCCAUCAGGACCUCCAGACCCCAUGGUUGGAGAUCUGAGGAGGAUCUCUGUCUCUGUAUGAAGGUCAGCGAAGAACAACUAAACAUCUGAGGGAGGACCAGGAGACCAGAGAGAAGAUCUGAGAGACGAUUGACAGAGAAACUGAGACUGUCUGUCAGUCCAUGAGGGGGUCUACAGUUCUGAGGUCGAACCAGCAGAAAUAAACGUGUGUUAAAGAGAGUCAGAGGUGUGCUGUCGUGGUCGUGGUCGUGGUCGUGGUCGUGGUCGUGGUCGUGGUCGUCGUUCACAGUGGGAGGAGAUUUGUUUUGAGUUUCAGGUUAUCUGGAUCUUCAUGAUGAAAACAUGGAUGAAGGUUUUUACUCUGUAUGAUGUAACUGUGAGAAAUGAAGGAGGAGGAUUUUACACUCAGAGCGUUUACAGUCUUAUUGACGUGAACGUGUCCUCCUCCACUUCUUUUUCUAAAGAGGAGACCAACGCUACUCCUCUACUCUGGGGUUUUUGAUACGGGGUUACGGGGGCGUGGCCAAUCAUACUCCGACUACGCUGGUUACAUGGUAGAGAAAAUCGUAUUCCAAUCUCAUUAUCUGGGAGUUCUUAAACUCUGAUUAUAGUCGGACUAAGGUGUUUACAUGACCUUCAGUUGUCCGGUCUUUAUCGGAAUAAGGCGAUAAUUCGGUUUUCUCAAAUGUCAUGUAAACAGACUGAAUGAUUUCUACUGGACUUCGCCUGAAACGUCUCGACUAAGUCCAGUUGUCCUUUCAAUGCGUAGAUUCCCACUCCAGAGUCAUGUGACUAACCUGUUGGACAACGUUGGUUUGAAAUCAUCUGAAAACCAUAAAAAUCUGUUUUAUUUCCGAUCAUUUUAACCCUUAAAUGACUUCUAAACUUCGUCCCUCAGAGUUCGGAGUUCUAAGAUGUUCACAUGACCUUCAGCUGUCCGGUCUAAAGGUCCUCACACACCGGGAACGACGCAAAUGUACGACGUGAAAUUACGAACAAAUUUGGUGGGGAAUUUUGACGUGCCUGACUUUAUAAAUACGGUUUGUUGUAUCUGAACAGGUUAGCUUAGAGCUAAAGUUACGUUAGCACAGAUGAAAGUUCAAACAAAGAUGUUUAUCAAACUGUUAAAGCUCACAAACCAUCGUCAGAUGAGAAAUCCGAAAUCUUGUUUGUGUCUUUUUUUUAAAAGUCACUCUGUUCUCCGACACGUAAACAAUCAGCCGGUCGGCCAUGUUGGAUAUACCGCUGAAUCUGACGUCACAACAACACGAGAUCUGAUUGGUCAGAAGUGGACACACAGUAUGAGAGACUUUAGCAAAAAUCGACUGUGAUACAAAAAAAUAAAUGCCGCAAUAUCGCAGGACGGGAAAACGUCGCUGAUGUGAACGCUUGUGUUGACAGGAUACGGGUUCGAAAAAAAUAUUGACGUCUGAAAUAAUCGCACGAAAAAAACGCUCCCGGUGUGAAAGGAGCUUUAAUCGGAAUAAGGCGAUAAUUCAGUUUUCUCAAGUGUCAUGGAAACGCACUGAAUGAAGCUGAGAUCCAGUUUAAGGUGAACCAGGACUCAGAAACAGACGGAUGAUCCUCAGAUGAGGGAGUGAUGGUGGUUCUGACAGAGAGCAUGGAGGAGCAGGAGGAGGAGGAGGAGACAUGAGUCCAUCUGAGAGAGGAGGAGAACUUAGACUGGACCAUAGAGAGACACAAGGACAUGGACUUUAGCUUUGACUCUGUGGGUCUGAGGAGUUCAGAGUUUAGUUUCUUUAGUUUUUCUUCUUCAGUCCUGAUGAACGAGGAAAAACAAACAGACUGACCCUUUAAAGACUCCUUCAUAAUCAGGUCAGAGAACACACUCACUGUUUAGGUGUAAAUGAAAGCUGUGUGUGUGUGUGUGUGUGUGUGUGUGUGUGUGUGUGUGUGUGUGUCUAUAUAAGGAAGUAGGCUACAGCAUCGUCCAGUUUUAGAGCCUCAGAGGAAACAGAGUCGAGUCAGAAGAACAUCAGACGUAUUCAUGAGGAGAAACCUGAGAGUGUGUGUGUGUGUGUGUGUGUGUGUGUGUGUGUGUGUGUGUGUGUGUGUGUGUGUGUGUGUGUGGACCCAGGGAUUACACAGACCCAUUUCCAGGCCUAUCUUUGUCACUCUCUUGCCCUGUUUCUAUAAAUAGUCUGGAGCAGAAGGGACUCUGACUCCCAGUGAGGAGGAGGAGGAGGAGGAGGAGGAGGAGGGCAAGAGGAGGCACAUCCAGAGGGAGCAGUGAUGGUAGGAGGAGAAGAAGAAGAAGAAGAAGUGAAGGAGGCAGGAGGACAGAGAGGAAAAUGAGGAAGAGGAGGAGUGAAGGGGAGGUGAAGAAGAAGGGAGGACCAGGAAGGACAAGGUCAGGGAGAACUAGGAGGUCAGAGCAAGGAGGAGGAAGAGGAGGAAGAGGACCCCCACAGUGAGUGAAGGACUGUGAGACUGAGGAGGAGACCUGAGAAAGAGGAGGAGGAGAGGAGGAGGAGGAGAAAGAAAGGAGGAGAUAAAAAAGAGGAGAAAGACGAGAAAAGAAGUAAAACAACAGAAGAGGAGACGACAGGAGAAGAAGAGAAGAAGAUCAAAGAGGUCAUAAAUAAAUAAAGGAGGUUAAAAUAAAGAAAAACUGUUUAUAAAAAUCAGAUUAAAAAAUGAGUGCAGUUCAUGAUCUGACCAGCAGAGGGCGGCACAGACACAGUCAGGAGGUUUUAGACAAAGAGAGUUUGUUUAUAUCAGGCUACAAAGACAGACUGAGGUUUUAUUAAUAUCACUAUAUUACUGUAUUAUCAACGUUAUUAUUAACAAUAUUAUUAACAAUAUUAAAAACAUGAUGAUUUAUAUUAUUAUUUUUUAUUGCCAUUAAAACAACAAUUAUUAUCAAAAUAAUUAUUGACAAUAUUAUCUACAAUUUUAUUAACUUUAUUAUUACUAUUAUUACUAACAUAAUAUUAACAUUACUAUUAAAAUUAUUAUUACCAUUAUAUUAACAUUACUAUUAAAAUUAUUAUUACCAUUAUUAAUAACAUUAUUAUUAAGAUGAUUAUUAUUGUUUUAUUACUAAUAUAACUACCAUUAUUAUCAAUAUUAUUUACAUUAUUAUAACCAUAAUUAUUACCAUCAUCAUUAAAAUUUUAUUUUCACUGUGUUUUUUUUUUUCUUGUAAACGUCGGGUUCUCAGAGUCGGGUCGGUGUGAUGACAGUCCGGUUCUCAGAGUCGGGUCGGUGUGAUGAUCCGGCGGCAGGAGGCCGUCUCCUGAUCACAUGUAUUAAUCAGAUUGUCUGACUGACUCAGUGAUCAUCCCUCACUCUCUCUGCUCCAGGAUCAGGUUACAGAGCUCAGACCCAGACCGGACUCUGGGAUCCACCUGGUUCAGGUUCACUGUGUCAUGAGGGGUCAGAGGGGAGGUCGGAGGUUAACCAUCAGGAGGUCAGGGAGGUCAGAGGGUUUGGUUCCUGUUGUUAAAGAACCUUGAAGUUCCUGAACUUUGUUUCCAGUUUAUUUCUGAGGGUGUUGUUGUGACCUGCUGGGUUCCUGGUUCUGGUUCUUGGUGUCCUGAACCACCUUUGAUCCAACCAGGACAGGAGCCGCUGAUCCUUUAAGCCUCUCUCAGGUAAUCUGUCUCCUCGUUUAAAAGCACCAACCAGGAAGUGGAUAUGAUGACCGCCAACACUCAGAGUGAUGUCAUACGUGGACCCGGGGUCAGCGGGCUCAGGUGGAUCAGAACCAGGGUCCGCUGAAUGGAUCUGAGUCUGUUUCUGAGUCGUCGUGAUAUUUUCUGUCGUCCUCGGUCUCUCUCUGUGUCGUCAUGAAGAGUCACAUGAUUUAUUCGCUGUUUUCUCUCGGUCUGCGACUGUUUCGGUUCGUUUCAGAUCAUCUGCAGGUUCAACAAGAUAAAAAAUCAGAGCUUUUUAAAAAUCCACUUUUAGACCAUUUUAAAACCCACUCUCAGGGACCAACAGGAACAUGUUGAUCUUUAAGGAAACCUCCUCCUGGUUGCCGUGCAGCUGACUCCAUAGCAACAGCAGAAGCAGGAUUUCACAGUUCAGUGACGUACGGAGGCCAAAGAGGGCCGUGAAAAUGUGUGAAAUAAUAAUAAUAAAACACACAUUCAUACAUGAGUGAGUGACUAAAGGGUCAGACAGUCUGUCCAUCAACCUCAGUUUAUUUUUGUGUUUUAAUAAGUAAAUAAAUCUAAUGUAUUUAAUGUAAAACCUUUUAUAGAGAAGAUUCACAGUAAAAAUAUUAAAAUACAAUCGUAAAUCAAAAUGAAAACGGCAUAAUUAAAACAUGAUUAAUGUGAUUAUUGAUCACUUUUCUAACAUUCAGAAAGGAACAAAAUAGAAAUGAUGUCUGUUAUCUUCUGUAUGAUAAAAAAAUUAAUGUAAAAAAUUAGAUUUUACUUCUGAACUCCACGAUUUUUAUUUCUAUCGUUUUAUUCAGUGAAGUCAGACUUUAGGAGAGGAGAAACUUCUCUGAACUUUAUAAAAACGACAGAAUUUCACAUGUUUUGUGUUUGAAAAAAAACUGUUUCUUACUUUUUUAAUGUUGAUUUAGGAGUCCGAGAAGUCACAUUUGAAAACUUGAACAUUUUCAAGACUUUCUUAAAUAUUUUUGUUAGUUUUUUUAAUUUUAUAUUCUCAGAUUUUAAAAACAUUUAUAGAAAAAAAAGUUUUAGGGUUGUAAAGUCUUAGUUAUUUUUUUCAUUGUGAAAAAAAUCAUCUCUUCUUUAUGAUAUCAGUUUUAAUUAAACACUUCAGUAAUUAUUAACCUUUAAUGUCGUAAACUCACCUGUGGCUCCUCUCUUUAUUGGCACGUUAGUUCAGAACCUUUUUGGCCCCUCUCUGACUCCGUACUCUUAUAGUGACACAAACACUGAGAGGUAACCGGGUUUUUAACGCCUGUGUGCGUGUGUGUGUGUGUGUGUGUGUGUGUGUGUGUGUGUGUGUGUGUGUGUGUGUGUGUGUGUGUGUGUGUGUGUGUGUGCGCCCCCGCUCGUCCUCCUGUGUUUGAUUGCGGUUUAAUCAGACGGUCCAUAAUGCAGCAGCUCAGCCUUGAAGUGUUAAUGAAGAGUAUUCUGGGAUGUUGGAGAGGCUCCGAGCGGCUCCAUUCAUCUUCAGACCAGCUGGACCAACAAGGACCAAACUGAACCAGGAUCGGACCUGAUCAGCUGAUCAGAGGUCAGCUGAUCAGGUCUGACGGAGAGUAAACACAAACCUGAAACUGUUCUCAGAUCAGAUUGAUCCUCCUCAGAAAGAGAGUUAUUUUCAUUCAGCAGCUUAGUCUCUCUCUCUCUCUCUCUCUCUCUCUCUCUCUCUCUCUCUCCCCCUUCAUCUCCCUCUCUCACUCGUCCUCCCUCAGUCUGCUCUUCCUCUUCAUCCAUCAGGACUUUCUGACGCUCCCUCUCUCUCUCUCAGGUUGUAUUAAACUGAUCUAAACUCCUCUCUUCUUCUUCUCUGUCUCUCUCUGUGUUUCUGUUUGUAGUUUUCCUCCAUGUUUUGUAGUUUUUUCUGUAGUUUUUCUCUCUCUCUCUCUCUCUCUCUCUCUCUCUCUCUCUCUCUCUCUCUCUGGGUGUGUCUGUCCUGUGGUGACCUCGGUCCGUUAAACCUCGGUCUGAAUGAAGGAGAUUACACUCCUGAGCUUGUUUACCGUCCUCAUGCUGUCAGUCGGUGUUUGAUGGAGGAUUUAAAGGUGUUCAGGUUCGAUAGAAAACUCUAGAUCAGGAUCAUAGAUUCCUCUUUUAGUCCUGAUGUUCAGAUCACUAAAUGAACCGAGUCUGUGAAGAACUGAUGCAGGUUUGAGGUUUUAAGAGGUCAGUUUAAAACCGAGUCUCUUUGGUGGGUCGUUAUCUGGGUGCAAAAUUAAACCAAGAUCUUCAUUCGUUAUUGACUUAGAGACUCUAUCUAUCUAUUAAAAAACAUGAAAACAAAGUUUUAGAAGCUUUUAAAUGUUUCAAAAACUAAAAAGGUUUUUUUAAAUAUUUUGGAAAAAUAUUUAAAAACUUUUUUAAAUAUAAUUUUAUCUAAAAGAGGAAAAUAUUUCAUUAAAAAUAUUUUGGAAUCACAUAAAUUUUAGAAACAUAAAUUCUGAAUUUUAAAAAUGUUUUAAAAAUAUUUUUAUUCAACACUUUUCAAAAAAAACAAAAAAAUUGUGAAAAGAGGAAAAUAUGUCAGAAAAAAUGUUCUGAAAACAUAAAAAAUAUUUUAGACUCACAUAAAUUUUAGAAACAUAAAUUCUGAAUUGUGAAAAUAUUAAAUCUCUUCAUGUUUUUGGUCAAUUCUGUUUUUCCUACAUAAAUAUUUUUUUGUUAUUAAAUUAAUAUUAUUUUUACAUUGAUGAUGUUUCUGUAAUCUUCCUGUCGUCGACCAUCAGGGUCGUUAUAAAAAAACACAUAAAUCAAUCAAAGUGGAGAAAUGUUCAAAAAGUGGGAAACAGGAAGUAGAAAUCGAUCAAAUAUCGAUCAGAAACAAUCAAACAGGAAAACAUGAUUUAAGGGAUAAAAUGGUUUCUGUGUUUACGUGGACUUCCUGAAUACGGGUCUUGUUCUGGUCUGGAUCUUAUCGUGGAUCUGGUGUUUGAUAAAUCCUCGUACCCUGGUUCCUGGCUCAUUAGUACUGCUAGUUGCGCUAGGUGGCGCUGCUUCAGGUGGUGAAAAAGAUUUGAGGUAUUCCCCGACUUUGUGAGAACAUGUACUCGACAUAAUUUACAGUCCACAUUACUCUGCUUCAUGUCCGACCUCCAAAAACCAAAAUACCUCCACACCACCGACGUUUUCCUAACGCCAGUGUUGUGGUUGACAUUGAUGUGGUCAUCUGUUGAGCCUUCAUGGUCAUUUCUGUCGGGGGUAGCACUCAUUUUCUUUGUUUCUCACCAACAGUGCUGUCGGCUUCACCUGUUAAAGUGCUAUGGUUGGGUGGAGCUGCUGUCUGCUACGACGCUGCAGUUGGUUGAUACUUGGUUCUAAUUCAGAACAUGAUUGGUUCAGACCCGGAGAAACUCCACUUCUCAUUGGCUGUUCGUAUAGUCGACAAAAACAUGUCAGAAUGACGACUAUUGAAAAGGAUAUUGAUCAUGUUUGAUAUUGAUAUUGAAGGAGAUAAAUUUUUGAUAUUGUCAUCGUUUUAUCGCCCAGCCCUAUCUCCGUCUGUUCUCAGUGUUGGUUUUAUUCUAGUACGUCUAGAUCUGCGCUCUGACUGCUCCACUCGUGGUCAGAAACGUUGGUCGUCAGUCAAACCCUCUUUCUUGUCGUCAUGAUGAAUCCUCCACAGAAGUAGAUCCACCUCAGAGUCCGCACCGCCCCGGUUUGACUUUUGGACUCCGGCUCCUUCAGGGACAUUUCCUGUUUUUCGAUCACCUGCUGCUGCUGUUUCUUAUCUGUGUUUGUCCACACGCUGCAGCAGAUGAUCGGCUGCUCAGUGAGGAGUCGCUCUGCUGCUGUUUGUCUAACCAACAAUAGAUCCAUAAUGAGAGAGCGGCCCGUAUUUACUGAGUCUGGUUCUGCACACAGACUCAGAUAAAGCUGCAGGGAGUCCUGAAGAAGAGAACAAACAAGAACAAUAUGGAGACGAUGGAGACUCUGAUGUUUAAGGUUCUCUGACACCAACAUGUCCGAGCGUGACUUUGACUUUAAAGAUGAAAACAGCAGCAGACACGAGCACGACUCAAAUCUGACAGACCACUAGAAUGAUAAAGUCCGUCUUUAUCUAAGAGUUUGGACUCAGGUAGAGGUCUCUGGUGGUUCUGGAUCCUGGUUCUGGUUGGUCUCCUCUUUUAUGGUUCAGUUUGAACCUCAUUUGUCAAAAGUUUUUGAAGUGAUUCUGAGUUUUAUGUUGUUUAAAACUGAGGAUGCAGCAUCUAUGGUUUCUGGUUCUUCAUUGUCCUUCCCAUGCGGUGAUCUCCACUCCAGAGUCCUGUCUGUUUUUAAUGCCCUGAAGAUCAGGACCAUCCAGUCCUGGUUCUGGUCCUUCUCAAAUGUAAAGUUUGAAUCAGUUUUUCGUUUCCGCUCUGUGGUUCUGUAACUUGUACCUGAUUAAGAUCUUGAGGACCUGGUCCUGCUGGACUUCAGGUGUUGAAAGGUCUGAUCAGAGGGUGACCUGAGACCUGUGACUGUCGGCCUCUCAGACCGGUACAGGAACAGGUGAGAGUGAAGGAGGGCCUAUAAAUAGAGCAGGUUUCCUGCAGCUCGGCGGCGGCGGCGGCGUUCUCUGGGUCACUAAUCUGCUGAUUAUCAGACAGCAGCAGCGUUCCUCCUCCUCCUCCUCCUCACGUCACGUCCGGCCAAUAAACUCGGCCGAUCGGCCCAGUGACCCUGAAAAAACAGGGAGGGUCGGAGUGAGGAGACAAUGGCCGACUGACAGUAGAAUAAUGAAGCUGCUGUGUGAGGAGCUGGAUCCUGUGGACUGUCGUCACGGUCUAAUUACUGGUGUCAUGGUUUGUUUGUUUGUUUGUUGGGGGUGGAGCCAGCAGGUAGCCUUGGCCUUAAUGAUGAUCUCUUCCUGUUGUCGUGCUGCUCCCACCUGUGCAGAAACCCGCCGCUCUUCCUCUGAGGGUUGAAUAUUUCAUGUUUCUCUGUGAGAGUCGGUUUAAAACAGCCAAGUGUUGAUUCAGAACAACUAAACUUUCACCGGAGACCCAACCCUCGGCAGACUCCAGAAAUCAUCUCACUGAUCAGAAGGACCAGAACCUUCAGAACCCCCCGACCCAAACAUGUCAGACGUUCAGGAUGUUGUAAAUCAGAGUUUAUCGAUCUCUGUUUGGAGCUUCAGGCUGCUCGUCUGUGUCGGAUACAGAAAACUAGUUCUGUUAAAAAAAGAGAAUUUUUUCAUGUUAACAAAAGAGGACGACAAAAUAUUCAGUUAGACUCUGUGAAAAGAUCUACAGACUCCAGGAAGAAGAAAAACCUAAAACACUUUGGUAAAAGUCACAGAAACAAGAACACGAUUAACUCAAGAACCAAAUAGAAAACAGUGACGUUUCAAAAACGACCAAAACUGUGAGCUGGGUUAGCUUCAAAUUCAUUUCAACUUUAACAUUUUAGUGUUUUAAAAAUGUAAACACAGUUGAAAAAGUAAACUUAACCAUUCUGAAACGAUUUAGAUUUCCAGUUGAAACCUGCUAAAAAAAAUUAAAAAGUUAAUAGUUUCUGAAACACUUUCAACGCCUGGAUUUAAGUUAUUCUGAAUUCAAAAUAUCAUUUUUGGAAAAAGUUAAAACAGCUUAAGUUAAAAGUGCUUUAACUAUUUUUAAAAAAUGGAGCAAAAAGUUUCAGCGGAUAACCACAAGUUGCAGAAAAAUUAUUAUGUAUAAAGUUUUUGAAAUAGUUUCAAUAUUUUAAAUAAAGUUGGAAUAAAAGAGGUCAAAAAAAGUUAAUGUGACGCCGACAAAACCGGGGAAAACAGAAAAUUAAACGUUUGUAAAGUAUUUAAAAGAGUUACAGAGAAGUGACGACACGACAAGAAUUAAAACUGUGAGUUAGAAGUUACUGACACUUAAAAAAGAGAAAAGUUUCUUAAACUUUAAAAAUUUUUAAAAGUGUUUUAGGCGGUGAGACGAGUCAGUUUAGAGGAAAUGUGAGAAAUUUACGAGCCAAAAGUUUUAAAAACAUUUAAAAUAAAAAACUUUUAAACAGUUUCUAAUAAUUCUUGAUGACAGUGAAUUUAAAAACCGUGUUUUAGGUUUGAAUCUCUUCAGGUCAAAGGUCAUUAACACCCCCCCCAUUUAAAGCUACAGUAGAGGAUUUUAUCACAGACCGGCUGAGGCUAACCGCUUUCUCCACCCAACAGCUAGGGAGGAGCAUUUCAGGACUCCGCCCCCUCUCUCCGUCCAUCAUGGACACGUUUUUCCGCCGUCACUUUAAGAGGAAGGAGGUCGCCCUUCAGGGGGAUGCGGAGGGAAAAGCUCGCCAUCAGAGGAGGCCCAGCGUGGCGGUACCAACAAGUAAAGCCCGCCGGAGGUCCAGCGUCGGGCUGCCUUCCUCCACCCUCACCCAGCGGAGACGCUCCAGUGUCCAGCUGCCAGGAGGAGUGCCGAGCGCCGCGGGAAGUUGGCGACUGGCAAAGACAUCCAGGGACAAAAGGGGGGCGGGACACACCCGUAGGCGCUCCAGCACCACCACCCCAAACCUCAACCCCAGGUUUGCCGUGUGCAGGAAGAAGGUGGGUAAGCUGAGGACCAUCGACACACACCUGCUGGGGCCGUCCAUGCUGCUCGCCAGUCUCAUCCAGAUGGCGGAGGAGGAGGAGGAGGAGGAGGAGGAGGGCAUGGAGACCAAGCUUCCAGCAGGAGAACAUCAGGUGGAGGUGAGGGGCGGAGUCAACAACAGGAGGAGGAUGUUUUCUCGCUCCAGCAGCCUUCACUCUGAUGAAGAUGGCAGCGACUAUUCAACAGCCGACAGCAGCCAAUCAGAGGACAGCCAGCUGUCUGAGGCGGAGCCUGUGUCCGAGGAGGGAAACCACACCUCCAGGUCACCUGAUCGGAGACUCUCCUCCCCCACCCUAGAGGUGGUGCGGUAUACCCCCCAGCCUCCGUCCACGUCCCGGCCCCUGAUCAGAGCCCCUCGCUGCCUGCGGAGGAACUCCUCGCAGGUGUACCUGGGAGACUCCGCCCCUUACAGCCGUUACCGUGCCUCCAGCCAGAGGAAGAGGAGGAGGAUCUCCACCAUCUCAAAGGCCGGGAGCCCCUGGCCAGGAAGAGGCCCCCCGCUGCCCUGCCGCAAGAGCUCCGUGUACUACCUCAACCACCCCGCCUUCUACAGGGGCCCCGGGACCCCGAGUCCACUGGGGGCCCACGGCUACGACGCCCACCUGGAGAGCUGGAGCGACUUCCUGUUGUACGUGGUCGUAUGUUGUGGAGUUAGCCGUGUUUUAAACUCUGUAACGGUUCUUAACCCGCCCCCUGCCCUUUGACCCCCAGUUUCCACCGCAGCAGGAACGAGGCGUCCUUCUGCAUCUGAAGAUGUAGCAUCUAUGAUUUCCAGUUCUUAGUUGUCCUUUUCCAAAAGAGAGUUAGAUUUUGAUUUUGAUCCUCAGAGGAACGGAAAGAAGUCGGUGUAAAUUGACACGUUAGCUUGAAUGGUUCCGAUCAGCUACGAUCGGAGGAUACGACCUUUUAGGAGACGAUCAGGAUGAAGGUGGAGGUCAGGGGUUAGUGUUUAACAAUUGGACCCCAAAUCUUUCUGAGUCACCGUUCAGGUCUUCUUCAGGGCUAAAGUCUGGUUUAGGAUCCCUGACCCCCCUCAGGUCAGGUCUGGUCCUGGUCUUCCAGAGAUCAGGGACUCACCUGUAAUCAGUCAGACGUUCUUCAGCGGACCGUCACCUUCUCCGUGGAGCUGAACCUCAUUAGCAGCUGAAACUAACAAAGAAACGCUCUGACUCACAGCUGAGGCGCCGCGCUGUUACUGAGGCUAAUGAAUAGACCUGUGUGUGUGUGUGUGUGUGUGUGUGUGUGUGUGUGUGUGUGUGUGUGUGCGUGUGUGUGUGUAUGUGUGUCUGUGUGUUUGAUGGGAUGCCUGAGCAGGUAGAGGGGACUAUGGUGACGAUCAGACUCUCUGAAAUGAUUCUGAGAACAGCAGGAGGAAAGACUCGCUGACUCGUCUAUAUUUAACCAUGACGUAGAUAACAUAGAUGACAUAGAUGACAUAGAUAACAUAGAUGACAUAGAUGACAUAGAUAACAUAGAUGACAUAGAUGACAUAGAUGACAGAUAACUAGAUAACAUAGAUAACAGAGAUAACAUAGAUGACAUAGAUGACAUAGAUAUAGAUAACAUAGAUGACAGAUAACUAGAUAACAUAGAUAACAUAGAUGACAUAGAUGACAUAGAUAACAACGAUGACAUAGAUGACAGAUAACUAGAUAACAUAGAUAACAUAGAUGACAUAGAUGACAGAUAACUAGAUAACAUAGAUAACAUAGAUGACAUAGAUGACAUAGAUAACAUAGAUAACAUAGAUGACAGGUAGCAUAGAUGAUACAGAUAACAUAAAUGACAUAGAUAUAGAUAACAUAGAUGACAUAGAUGACAUAGAUAUAGAUAACAUAGAUGACAUAGAUAUAGAUAACAUAGAUGACAUAGAUAUAGAUAACAUAGAUGACAUAAAUGACAUACAUAUAGAUAACAUAGAGAUAACAUAGAUAACAUAGAUGACAUAGAUGACAUAGAUAACAUAGAUGACCUGUCGAUCAGAGAGGCAGAUCUCACAGCUGCUGACUCAGCGGUUUAUUCUCGUAGGUGGGUUCAGAACCAGAGUCCAGUCUCAGUAGGACUAAAGUCUUUUACGGACCCUCAGAGGACCAGAAGAACCUGGAGAACUGAGAACUGAAGUCCAGGUCUGAACCCGUGUCCUGAAAAGGUCUUUGUUUUUGUGGUCGUAGGAAAGCUCUGGCGAAGACGGGUCUGCAGCACGCCGGGACUCCAAACGCCCUGACGUCCGGGGAGGGAGACCCCCUUCAGGAGCCGAACAGCAGCGUGGACUGGACCGUGAGUUUCUGGUUCAGUGUGUGUGUGUGUGUGUGUGUGUGUGGUAUUCUGAUGGACCAGGAUCCUUCAGGUCCCCCUGAUCUGGAUCUCUGUUCUCUGCUGCAGGAGAACGCUCUGUUCGGGGACCACAUCUGGUUCGAGACGAGCGGGUCUGGAGACUUCUGCUAUGUUGGGGAGCAGUACUGCAUCGCUAAAUCCCUGGUGAGUCACAGCGCCCCCCCUGUGGUCAGACUGUGUCAUUACUUUGAUAUUGAUUUUAAUGGACACCUUGAUCCUGUAACUGCCGGUCUACAUGAAAACCCGGUUUAACUUCAGACUCCGCCCUCUCAGCUGAGUACCAAGAGUCCACGCGAUCGAUAUUUCUAUAAACGAUCAGAUACUCAAUCAAUCAACCAAUCGAUCAUUUUUUUGUAGCGCUAAAUCUCAACAAUCAUGACCUCCAGACUCUUCCCAGAAGAUCAGGUCCAGAUCGAACCCGGGUCCAGAGUUCAGCAGAAACUUUGAUUGAACCGCAGAGAUUAAAGUAACCGAAGAGUUCGGAUGUUUUCAAGGAGGGCGGAGCCAAAAAACGAUAAUGAUUUAUAUCCAAAAUCAAUUUACCUCAAUACCAAUAUCAAACAUGAUCAAUAUCCUUUUCAAUAGUCGUCAUUCUGACAUGUUUUGGUCGACUAUACGAACAGCCAAUGAAAAGGGGCGUGUCUCCGGGUCUGAACCAAUCAUGUUCUGAAUUAGAACCAAGUAUCAACCAACUGCAGCGUCGUAGCAGACAGCAGCUCCACCCAACCAUAGCACUUUAACAGGUGAAGCCGACAGCACUGUUGGUGAGAAACAAAGAAAAUGAGUGCUACCCCCGACAGAAAUGACCAUGAAGGCUCAACAGAUGACCACAUCAAUGUCAACCACAACACUGGCGUUAGGAAAACGGCGGUGGUGUGGAGGUAUUUUGGUUUUUGGAGGUCGGACAUGAAGCAGAGUAAUGUGGACUGUAAAUUAUGUCGAGUACAUGUUCUCACAAAGUCGGGGAAUACCUCAAAUCUUUUUCACCACCUGAAGCAGCGCCACGCCGCAGAGCACGCGCAACGCAAAAGGUUACGAACCCCGAGAGGAGCGAGGAGCCGAAACAGACGACCAUUCAGUCGGCUUUCUCUAGAAUUAACAAAGAGGAGGAGAUCAAACCAGAGGUCCAUAAAGACUCCGACCCUGAUCUCUCAGACCCUCAGAUUCUGAACUCGGUCUCUUAUCGUUGCAGCAAAAGUCGGUGGCGAGAAGGAAAUGUGCGGGCUGUAAGAUCUCGGUCCACACCAUGUGUAUGGAGCAGCUGGAGAAGGUGAGUCCGGAUCAUCACGUUUAACCGGACCGGGUUUUUUUUACUCCCUGUCCUCCUCACGGGCUUUUCUUCCUCUUUGCAGAUCAAUUUCAGGUGCAAGCCGUCUUUUAGGGAACCGGGAUCUCGAGCGGUCCGAGAGGUACGACCCAGUUCAGUCACAUGACUCUCUGACCCGGUCUGUGAUCAAACUGUCCAUUAACAACGGUUCUGUUUCAGCCCAACAUGGUGCGGCACCACUGGGUCCACAGGAGGCGCCAGACCGGGAAGUGUCGGCAGUGUGGGAAGGUGAGACUCCAUCGCCCCCUCAGGCUUUUAUUCUGAAAGGGUGUAGAGUCAGAGCGCUAACGGGUCUUUUAUUUUGUAGGGGUUUCAGCAGAAGUUUUCGUUUCACAGCAAAGAGAUCGUCGCCAUCAGCUGUUCGUGGUGCAAACAGGCGGUAAGUCCCGACCCACCUGUCAGGUUCCAGAGGGUUCAGGGACGCGGUCUCGGCUCUCAGGUGUGUUUCAGUGACAUCACUUCCUGUCUGUGUUUCAGUAUCACAACAAGGUGACGUGCUUCAUGCUGCAGCAGAUCGAGGAGUGCUGCUCUCUGGGAGCUCACGCCGCCGUCAUCGUCCCCCCAACCUGGAUCAUCAGGGUCCGCAGAACACAGGUAGGUCCCGGACCUGCAGACAGAUCCGGUUUCAGACUCUGACCGGAAUAACGGCUGAUGUUUGUUUGUGCAGACGUCUCUGAAGUCCAGCAAAAAGAAGAAAAGGACGUCUCUGAAAUGCAACAAGUCCAGCAAGAAAGGAUCAGAGGUGAGGAAGACCCGCUCCAACAGAACCGCUCCAACAGAACCGAACCAAAGAGGAGAUUUUCAGUCAUGACAGAGUUCGACAGUUCGACCGUUUCACUCAAAUUUACGUCUAAAGAUAGAUGUGUGUGAAAUGUCAAACGUAUUCAGGGUCAAUAAAAAAAAAUCAACAAAUGUUUAUUUUUCCUGUAAAUAAGGCGGUGAAGUUAGUUUCAGGUUGGAUAUAUUUUCCUGUAAAUACGGCGGUGAAGUUAGUUUCAGGUUGGAUAUAUUUUCCUGUAAAUACGGCGGUGAAGUUAGUUUCAGGUUGGAUAUAUUUUCCUGUAAAUACGGCGGUGAAGUUAGUUUCAGGUUGGAUGUAUUUUCCUGUAAAUACAGCGGUGAAGUUAGUUUCAGGUUGGAUAUAUUUUCCUGUAAAUACGGCGGUGAAGUUAGUUUCAGGUUGGAUAUAUUUUCCUGUAAAUACGGCGGUGAAGUUAGUUUUAGGUUGGAUAUAUUUUCCUGUUAAUACGGCGGUGAAGUUAGUUUCAGGUUGGAUAUAUUUUCCUGUAAAUACAGCGGUGAAGUUAGUUUCAGGUUGGAUAUAUUUUCCUGUAAAUAAGUUAGUUUCAGGUUGGAUAUAUUUUCCUGUAAAUACGGCGGUGAAGUUAGUUUCAGGUUGGAUAUAUUUUCCUGUAAAUACGGCGGUGAAGUUAGUUUCAGGUUGGAUAUAUUUUCCUGUAAAUAUGGCGGUGAAGUUAGUUUUAGGUUGGAUAUAUUUUCCUGUAAAUACGGCGGUGAAGUUAGUUUCAGGUUGGAUAUCUGACGGACAUUCUCUGAGGAUCUACCGGUGUCUUCUCUCUCUCCAUAACCGGGAAUAACAACAGCAGCGCGGUUAAAUCUACUCGACACCCUCACUGUCAACGUCUGUGUUGAAUAAGGGACCGUCAAUAAAUUACCGGUUGAUGUUCUCAGAAAAGGCUGUUUUCCUUCAAUAGCUUCACUGUCAUGUGACCAAAAGACCUAAAAUUGAUUUCUAAUAAUAGUACUAAGGUCGAUCAAUAAGACAAACAUUAUUGAUCAGUUUUCAUUGAUCCCCUAAAGUUCUUUGUGCUCCUAACUUUUUAACUCAGGAGAACAAAGUUAGAGUCAAACCCUUCUUGAGAAACUGUCGACACAGCGUCCUGAUUCUCUUAAUGCUGAGUCAGAGGAAGUUCAACCAAACUUCGUUAAGAAAAAAAACAUUUAAAGUUUUUUUUUUUUUCCUCUUCUGGAGACAGACGCAAAAAAUCCUGAAUUUAGACUUUUGAUAAACCUGUUUUAUAAAAUAUGAAAUUAUCAAAUAAAAACAGUAAAACUGAGAGUCAGUAAAGACGGAUCACACAGGGACCCAAAGACUCAGAGAGAGGAGCAGUGACUCAUGAGUCUCAGUGGAGACAGGUGGACCACAGCUCAAACUGAGUGUCUGGUCCUGGUCCUGGUCUGAGCCUCCAGGUCACCAUCAGGAUCUGGUUGAUCCAGACUGAUGGAGGAGAAGGUGAGGUUCAUCCAGCUGAAGGAUGUGGUUGUUUUCUCCUCUGGGUUCAUGAGUCGUUGUUGUCUUAAAUCUUCUUAAGGUCAUAUCUGCUCAUCUUCUCAGGUCCAAGAUGGCCGCUGGAAGCCCUUCCUGGUGAAGCCCCUCCCCUCUCAGCUCAUGAAGCCUCUGUUGGUGUUCGUGAACCCGAAGAGUGGAGGAAACCAGGUGGAGACACGCUCCAUCUUGACCUGUUUUUACCCAGAAUCCUGUUCUUGGUUAAUCUGACCGAUUCUCGUGUCUCACUGUCAGGGAGCCAAGAUCAUCCAGUCCUUCAUGUGGUACCUGAACCCCCGACAGGUGUUCGACCUGACCAAGGGUGGACCCAAAGAGGGGUGAGCAUGAACCCAGCAGCUCCGCCGUUUAAUGUAGAAGUUCAGGGAGGGGGUCUGAGUCCUCCUGGGUCCAAAGUCCGUCUGUGACUCGUCUAAGAAAGUCCAGGUCCUCAUUCAAUCGUUCAGCGAUCUCAGACUUCACAUGUUCUCUGUUCACUCUGUACAAAACUGAUCAGUUAGUUAUUGAUCAGACAUUUUCAAUGAUCGGUGAGACGAGUUAUAAAAUCAGCUGAGAGGGGACAACCUCAGAAGAAGUCUGACAAGAACAAACACAAGUUUCCUGGUUUAUUUUGUUCUGUCGGAGGACUUGGCGAAGCGUCUGCUCCUCCUCCUCCUUCUCCUCCUCCUCAGGGAGCGCGGCGUUUCCAAAGAGCGUGCUGACCUGUUCAUUAAGAACUCAGAGUGGAUUCUCAGCAGGAACCGCUUCCCCAAAAACAUCUGAAUGGAUUUAUGAUCCGUGAUUUACAACCGUGUCGGAGCGAGAGACAAAACGCUCCAACGCCAUCACAUUUCACAGACAACGCUAACAGAAUCAUGUCGGCAGAGUUGAUCAAUAAUUUCUCUGACCUCGACUUACAUCCAGUUCCCAAACACACGUCAGCAACACGCCAAAAUAAAACGACUGGAGCCGUAGAUUUGACCACAUCGUAAUAAAAGAACCUUCACAUGAUGAAUUCAGUUUAAUCAACAGGAAAGGAUUUCAAUCAAUCAAUGAUCAAUAAUCUGAAACGCUUCGUCUCUGAUUUGUUUCUGUUAAAUGUUGUUGGAGGAACGCACGACUGUGAGUGUUCACCGCCAUGAUUUGGGAAAAAAUACAUUCAGGCAUUUUCAAAGGGAUUGUUGAUACCAUAUAUGGUCAGUUGGAGGCGUGUCUAAAUGUUAAUGACCCUAACCAUGAACGAGCACGCCAGGAAAGAAGAGGCGGGAUUUAUCAUCACCGAUCACUGACGUGUUCGUACGACCUUACGGGUUUCAUUCCUACGACAGAAUCUAGAACCUUUUCUACGAUAAACGAAGACCCCGGUCCAACAGUCAAACAGGAACUUUAAGGUCAGGUCAGCCGUCAGGGUUUGAGGUUCUGGGUGAGUUCUGAAUCCAGAACUCGGCGUUCCUUCAGUCCGUUUGACCCGGGUUCGGUUUUUUCUCCUGCAGACUGGAACUGUACGCCAAAGUGCCCAACCUGAGGAUCCUGGCCUGUGGGGGGGACGGGACGGUGAGUCACACUUUAUCAGCCUCAAACACACGAGAGGCGGAGCUUACAGGAGGGGCGGGGUCUGAGAGCUGGAGUCAGAAUCAGUGGAUGAGACGACCUGCCUGAACUAACUCUAGGAUCUGAACUGAACCAGGUCAGCAUGUUCCUGAGGAGUGUGUGUGUGUGUGUGUGUGUGUGUGUGUGUGUGUGUGUGUGUGUGUGUGUGUGUGUUCAGGUGGGUUGGAUCUUGUCUGUUUUGGACCAGUUGAAGCUCCGCCCUCAGCCCCCCGUGGGAAUCCUUCCUCUGGGGACCGGGAACGAUCUGGCUCGGACCCUGAACUGGGGCGGGGUGAGGUCUCUUAGAGUUUUUCAGGGUUCAUUUUAGUCCCACAUCAACACCAGCUAAACUCCGCCCCCUUCCCCUAGGGCUACACCGACGAGCCAAUCACAAAGAUCCUCUCACACGUGGAGGACGGGAACAUCGUCCAGCUGGACCGCUGGAACCUGAACGUGGAGCCGAACCCUGAGGCCCGCCCUGAGGACCAGGAUGAACACCAGACAGACAAGGUGAGCCGGGUUCUUGAACCAGAACUGGGGCCUCAUGUAUCAACACUUGCGUGGAACUCAUACCAGAAACAAGCGCACGCAAGGUCCGUAACGCUGAAAAAAAUCCGUAUGUAUCAAUGUGUGCGGGCGCCGAAAUCCACGUGUGUUUCCUUGAUAAAUCCCAAUCAGCGUGGAAUUGAGCGCAGAAGUCGGAGUGACUGGGCCAGCCCCCGUUACGCCCUCCUAUAAAUAUGCAGAUUUAUUUAAAUAGGGUCUCCCUGUCCUCGCACGCAGACAAAAUGACAAGAAAAACUAAAUUUACGGCGUGCGAGGUGGAGGUGCUGGUGGCGGAGGCGGAGGAGCGACAGCGUGUUUUGUUUGGCAGCCUGUCCAGUGGCGUCAGUGCAAAACAAAAACGCUUGGAGUGGGAGAAAUUUUGCGAGAGGGUGAAUGCGGUGGGUUCCGAGACACGCACCCCCGCGGAGAUUAAAAAAAAGUGGUCGGACCUCAAGGUGGAGGUCAAGCGGCGUACAGCUGCCCUCCGGAGGAGUACCGGCCAGACAGGUGGGGGUCCGGGGGAGGAGACCCUCACACCGUUUGAGCAGCGGGUGGUGGCGAUUAUUAUUAUAGGGUAAGUGGCGUGUCACACAAAUGUCCACAUGCUUUGUCAUCCCACUGAGCAAAAGACGUAUAUUAGACAUCUAGUCUAAGUUUAUACUUCAUUUCAACGUCGGGAUUCAGUCUAUUUUGAGACGUGAUUUAUACUUCACCCUUAACUUCAUUUUUUGAUAACUUUUUAUGCAAUAAACAACUGUAAUGUGCAUAACUGACCUCGAAAUAUUGGAUUACAUUACCUAUGAUACCGUGGAGAGAGAUGUAAACGCAACAGAUACACAGAAGCAGGAAUUGAAAUGAACUAAUAUUUUUAUUGUGUCACAGAAAUUAAUGUGUCGGCCGUGUCGCCGGCUUGUGGAACCCCGGCCCGCGGCAGCCCGUCCGCCGGCUCGGAGUCGUCGGCCAGGACCAGCGGCAUUCGGGCCACCCCGGCCCCCGGCCCCAGCACCAGCAUCAGCACCAGCGCGCCGACAAGCGGUGGAGCGUCCACCAGCCGCGGCGCUUCCGCUGGACCACCCGGACGCAGUGGAAGGGUCCUCGCGGAGGGGGUCCUGCAAUCGCAGGAAGAAAUCAUCAGGGGGAUCGCGGGGAUCAACGAGCGGCUGGACCGGCUCGUAAAUUUCCUCGAGCGUCUGGUGGAGAAAAUAAAUUAAUUUGGCUCAUUGAACUGUGUAUUCACUUCUUACCCAUUCACACUGUGGCGAUGAGAUUCUCCCGCGCGAGGACGGCGGCCCGGCAGGGAUCAGCUCGCAUCCCUCCGUCUGCUGCUGGUUCGUCAUGUGGGGCGACGUGCUGCUCGGCCACGGGGAUGUGGUGCACGCUUGUCACAUAGUGAGUCACCAAACACCGCCACACAGCGUCGCCAAAGUGCGAAUCACAGUCAACGCAAAUAUCCAGCUCAACGCCAAUUUCUACACCACCUCCUGACUUUGCGUUGAUUAGCGCUGGAACCGACGCUCGUUUCGCGAUGAUAAAUCUGGACGUGUGCGCCGAUUUUGGCGUACGCAAGGUUUUCUUGCGCCGCAAGCGUUGAUACAUGAGGCCCCUGGUCUGUAAACGCUCGCUCCGUCUGAUGACGUCUGUCUCUGUCCGUCAGCUCCCCAUCGACGUCUUCAACAACUACUUCAGUCUGGGCUUCGACGCUCACGUCACGCUGGGCUUCCACGAAUCCAGAGGUUAGUCCACACACACACACACACGCACACACACACACACACACACACACACACACACACACACACACACACACACACACACAUCAGAAAACCUACCGGAGCCUGUCAGGGACAAAAACUCCGAACUUUGAUUAAUUCUCGUGUUUUCUCGUGUUUUCCUCGUCUCAGAGGCGAACCCCGAGAAGUUUAACAGCCGCUUCAGGAAUAAGAUGUUCUACGCCGGCGUGAGUCCGCUCUCCUCAUCCUCACUUUUCUCAUCGACGCGUUAAAACGUUUCUAACGUUUGUUCUUCCUGUUUGUGACAGACCGCCUUCUCAGACUUCCUCAGCGGGAGCUCCAAAGACCUCGCCAAGCACAUCCGAGUGGUGGUGGGUUCAACUCCCGUACUGUCAGUGGGUACAGAUGGUUAAAGCAGACACGGGGAUUUAGGCGUGACCUCAUGAGGUCAUAACCCCGCGUCACGAGGUGACGGCGCUCUGGUUUUAGGGUGACGUUAAUCCAACAGAAUAUUUGUUUUUACUUCCUGCUCUGAUCUGUGUAUAAAGUGAUAUGAUUGGUUUAAGAGGUUAAGGGGUGUGUCGGUGUGUCUCAGUGUGACGGCACAGACCUGACCGCCAAAGUCCAGGACAUGAAGCUGCAGUGUCUCCUCUUCCUCAACAUCCCCAGGUACGCUAUAAAACCACACGCACCUUUAAAACCCGAUCGUUCCUGUUCAGGGCGUUUGUGAGUCACAGUGUGUCAGUCUGAGUAACAGGUGAGUGUCGUCCAGGUACUGCGCCGGAACCGUACCGUGGGGUCACCCCAGCGAGCACCAGGACUUUGAGCCUCAGCGCCAUGACGACGGCUGCAUCGAGGUCAUCGGGUUCACCAUGACCAGUCUGGUAAGAUCCAUGUUCACCUGUAGGCCCCUCCCCCAGGUGUUCACCUCACCUGUGUUUGUUACCUGUGAGGUACACACAAGUAUACACCUGUGUGUACCUUCAUGAUUAGAUGUUUGUUUGAUGUUUGACCUGAAGUAACCCACACUUCCUGUUACCUUCCACAUCAGCUGUGUACACCUGUGUGUGUACCUGUGUGUGUACCUGUUUGUGUACCUGUGUGUGUACCUGUGUGUGUACACCUGUGUGUGUACCUGUGUGUGUACCUGUGUGUGUACCUGUGUGUGUACCUGUGUGUGUACACCUGUGUGUGUACCUGUGUGUGUACCUGUGUGUGUACACCUGUGUGUGUACUUGUACUUCACCUCCUGAUAUCUGUGUUUAACUAGUUUCCUUUUCGUGGUCAUCUUCUAUUUUUGUUUAACCUGAGUGGUCCAUGGUUACCUGUAGUCCAUGGUUACCUGUAGUCCAUGGUUACGUCCAUGGUUACCUGUAGUCCAUGGUUACCUGUAGUCCAUGGUUACCUCUAGUCCAUGGUUACGUCCAUGGUUACCUGUAGUCCAUGGUUACGUCCAUGGUUACCUGUAGUCCAUGGUUACCUGUAGUCCAUGGUUACCUGUAGUCCAUGGUUACCUGUAGUCCAUGGUAACCUGUAGUCCAUGGUUACGUCCAUGGUUACCUGUAGUCCAUGGUUACCUGUAGUCCAUGGUUACCUGUAGUCCAUGGUUACCUGUAGUCCAUGGUUACCUGUAGUCCAUGGUUACGUCCAUGGUUACCUGUAGUCCAUGGUUACGUCCAUGGUUACCUGUAGUCCAUGGUAACCUGUAGUCCAUGGUUACCUGUAGUCCAUGGUUACCUGUAGUCCAUGGUUACCUGUGCUCAUUUGUACGUCACCUGUAGUAAACAUUGUGUUACCUAGGUUACCUGGGUUCAACACAUGCAUACCUGUUUUACUGAAGAUCACCUGUGGUCCUUUCUAUGUUACCUGAGAUCUACCUGUGAUGACUCUUAAGUUGCCUGUGUUACCAUAGUAACACACGUUACCUGUGGUGGACCCUGUGUUACCUUUGUUUGAUUAACCUUGAUUAAUUGUCUUCAUGUUACCUGUGUCUCACCUGUGUCAGUGUGUACGUCACCUGUAGUGGUUGUUGUGUAACUCGUGUGUUCACCUGUGGUUUACCUGUGCUUCCUGGGGUCUACAUUUGCAUCACCUGUGUCUCACCUGUGUCUCACCUGUGUCUCACCCGUGUCUCACCUGUGUCUCACCUGUGUCUGCACGUUCACACUGCCUCUCUCUCCCCCCGUGUCCAGGCCACGCUGCAGGUGGGGGGUCACGGCGAGCGGCUCCAUCAGUGUAAGGAGGUGACCCUGACCACCUUUAAGUCCAUCCCCAUGCAGGUGGACGGGGAGCCGUGUAAACUGGCGCCCUCCGUCAUCCACAUCGACCUGAGGAACCAGGCCAACAUGGUGCAGAAGGCCAAGAGGAGGAUCUCCAUGCCCCACCUGAACGAGUAACUACCUCACCUUUAUUAGAGUACUAAUACUCUGAUUAUUGCAGUACACCUGCCCCUGGUAUUAAAGUACAAAUACACAGAGCUGUGGCGUACAGGUGUGUGUUACCUGUGCGUGUGAUCGUACUGUGAUGUUUGUGUGCAGUCAGCAGCCCGUUCCUGAGAAGCUGCAGAUCCGAGUGAACAGGAUCAGCAUGGCGGCGUACGAAGCUCUUCACUACGACAAGGACCAGCUGAAGGAGGCGUGUGAGUCAGCGAGGGGUUAACCGAGUCCCUACGAACCAAAACUGUCUUUAGUUAUUAAAAUAAACUCGGUUAAAACAGAGAAGAACUCAGGUUUGACAAACUCUCUCUCUAAGUUUGUUUCAGUGACAGUGAUGCAGGAGUCGGUCCUGAUGUCAGUAUAAAAGACGUCUUUUCUCCUUUUUUUGAGAUUGUGAUAAAAACGGUCCUAAAGGUUUUUCAAUUUAAUCACUUAUUUCAUCAAAGCAAUAAAAAAAAAAAAAACUGGAAAGAAAAAAAUUUGGGGGGGGGAAUGUUGGUCUAAAACAGUAUUUUUCUUUAAAGUCAGUUAAUAUGUUUGUUUUUGUUUCUGUUUUUGUUUGUUUUUGUUUCUGUUUUUUGUUUGUUUUUCGUUUGUUUGUUUUUGUGUUUGUUUGUUUGUUUUUAGUUUGUUUGUUUGUUUGUUUCUGUUUCUGUUUCUGUUUUCUGUUUGUUUUUGUUUGUUUGUUUGUUUGUUUGUUUUUUUGUUUGUUUGUUUGUUUGUUUGUUUGUUUGUUUUUCGUUUGUUUGUUUCUGUUUGUUUUCUGUUUGUUUUUGUUUGUUUGUUUUUGUUUGUUUGUCUGUUUGUUUCUGUUUCUGUUUUCUGUUUGUUUUUGUUUGUUCGUUUGUUUGUUUCUGUUUCUGUUUUCUGUUUGUUUUUGUUUGUUUGUUUUUGUUUCUGUUUUCUGUUUGUUUUUGUUUGUUUGUUUGUUUGUUUUUGUUUGUUUGUUUCUGACUGAGUUGUUGUUUUUCGUCCCGCAGCGAUGCCGCUCGGAGUCAUCACAGUUCCUGGAGACAGCGACCUGGAAACUUGCCGCCUGCUGAUCGACCGUCUGCAGGACAACCUGGACCAGGUGCUCCCCACAUUAAAAUUACCGUAAAUACCCUAAUACAGGUCACAUGAGGUAGCAGGCCUUUAUAUGAAACAGGCUUUUAUUAGAAACAGACGUUUCCACCAGAUCCUCCCUGCCUGAGGAGUUUUAGUGUUUUUAAAGUGGAUUUAUUGAAUUUCUUUAUCAUUAAAAUUUUAUUGAACUUUUAUUUGAAUUUCAGCAGCAGGUAAAUCUGACCUCUGACCUUUUCCUUCAGGACUGUGAGGAGAUGAAGGGGGAGUGUGUGUCCUCACAGAAACUCUCCAUGAAGUGGUGUUUCCUGGACUGUGAGUCCACACACACACACACACGCACACACACACACGCGCACACACACGCGCACACACACGCGCAUACACACACACACACGCACACUCACACACUCUGAAACCUGAUCUGUGCUCUCUACUCCAGGUACGACUGCGGAUCGUUUCUACAGGAUCGACCGAGCUCAGGUGAGACAGCAGCAGCAGCAGCAGCAGGAAGUUGAUUGGACGGACGUUUGACCCGUGGUCACCGUGAACACCUCAGACUCACGCCGUCAUUUUUUACUUCCUGUUGAUUUUUCAUGAAUCGACCUGAAUCACGUUAAAAAUCAUGUUUACCUGAGAAACUGUUUCCUGACGUCUCCAGGAGCACCUGAACUACGUGACGGAGAUCUCGCAGGAGGAGCUCUACAUCCUGGACCCUGAGCUGGUCGCCAAGGAGACGGUGGGCACCUCUCCAGGUAUGCCGGACCUGGUGGACUCUGAGGGACACCAGGAACAGCCGAAACAGUUCGCCUUCCCCUGCUCGCCGUCCUCCACCACGCCCAGGUGAGGGUCAGGUGUCUGUUGAGCGUGAAUCCAUUUUUAUGGUUGUGGUGUCGUCGUCGUGAUCUUCAUCUUUAGAGUUUAAGAGCAAAAAAAAAUAAAAAAACGUAAAAACUUCACCUGGUAAAUGUGACCGACCUUCAAACUCAGCGUUGAGCAGUGGUUUACCUGAGAGCGUUUCCACCAUCAGCAGAUCUGUUCUGUGUGGGUGGAGCUCCACCUGCUGGAUGGAGCAGGUACUGCAGCUUCAGAGGGAGCUGGACAUCAAACCUGCAGCUUCAGAGGAGAAGAUACAGUCCGUCAGAAAAACUGUGUAUAACACAGCGUGUGUGUGUGUGUGUGUGUGUGUGUGUGUGUUUGUGUGUGUGUGUUCAGGGUGAGGGAGUUCCAGAGGAAGAGGAUCUCCAGUGACAGCUCUGUGGCUGAUGCUCUGUCCGAGAGCUCGUCGAAGACUGCCCUCUGCAGGUACUACACACACAUAAACACACACACACACACACACACACACACACACACACACACACACACACACACACUCAGGCUAAAGGAGGUCGGAGUCGUUUCAGAGCCCCUCAGAGUCUCUUUGGGAUCCUGAGGUGUGUGUGGUCCUCAUGUUGUGUGCCUUGUUGUUCUUGUCCUGCGUGUGCAUGUGUGUGUGUGUGUGUGUGUGUGUGUGUGUGUUUGUGUGUGCGUGUGUGUGUGUGUGUGUAUCUGCCGUCAUGUCAAGGUCACCUGAGGAAACACCUGGAGAACCUCUCAGCUGUUCUGGGUCCAUCCUGUUUUUUUUAAGCGACUCAAACAGAUUCAAGUUUCCUGUCACUCAUUUUCAGAGUACUCAGUAGUACUGCAGGUACACAGUACCUGAUACUGCAGUACUGAGAACAAAGUACCUGAUACUGCAGUACUGCAGAGUCUCACCUGUCCUUGUUUACCUGUGGUGUGUAUUUGUGUGUUUGUGUGUCUAAGGAGAGGAGCAAAGAUCCUCAAUGUUCAUCGCUCCAACACAACGCUCGCCGAUUUCAAACCCAUCAUUAGGUAACGCUGUUCGCCGUGUACAUACGUGUGUGUGUGCGUGUGUGUGUGUGUUCAGUGUGUUUCUUGUGUGUUUGUAUAGAGUCAGAUCUGUUCCCCUCGCUCACACACCUGUCCUGGUUUUUCUCCCUCACAGUCCCUCCAGUGCUACCUCACACGACCCUGACAAAGGUAAAAGUUCCUCCUAUUGGCUGCACAUUUCCAUCAUCUUAGAAUAGGCCCCGCCUCCACUGGGGCUGAUAGCCAAUCAUUGUUGAGGAUUCCUCACUGGCAGGUUCAGAUUGAGGUUCAGGUUUGAAAAGGGACCAAAAAAAAACCAUCAAAAGAAACGAAUUUACUGAAGUUUGAUUUAAAAAGGAGCAGAAGAAUUUAACUUUAAUUAGCUCUGAAACGUGAUAUUAUUGUGUUUUUAUUACAGGAUAAUUUUAAAAUUUAGACUAAAUUCUUAUAUAGGAUAUUUUAACAAAUAAAUAAUUCAACUCAAGUGUGAAAAAGUGAGUAAAGAUUGUUACACAAAGUCAAAAUAAAAUUUCAAUAAAGUUAAAAAACUAAAUAAAAUAUGAAAAACAAAAAACAAAAUCUGCAACUUCAAAAUUAGAAGAUAUUUUCAGUGAAGUGCUUAAAGAUCAAAUCUUUUCUACCAAAACAAGUUAAAAAGUUAAAAAAUUUCUGUAGAAAAAUGUAAAUUUCUGAGUUUUAAUUUUCCUCAAGAUCAGACGAGGUUAAAACCCGCAGAAACAAACUGAAACAGUCAUAUUAGAGUGAUGAAUUCAUGAAAGAAAAGGGGAAAAAUGGAGUUGAGAAAGAAAAAAAAUAGAUGAAGCUUUAAAAGUGCGUUAAACAGGAUGAUCACUGACGUGGAUGUCUUUGUUUUUCAGAUGCAGAAUUAAUAAACUGCAUCAAGACUGAAGAUCUGAACAGAGUGAGUCUGAAACCUCGAAACCCUGAACUCUCAACCUGACCGCUCACCUUCUCCUCCUCAUGUUAAUAAUGUUGUUAUAAAUGUUAAUAAUGAUGUUAUUAAUGCUUAUUAUUUUGUUAUUAAUGUUAAUAAUGCUGUUAUUAAUGUUAAUUAUGUUGUUAUUAAUGUUUAUUAUGCUGUUAUUAAUGUUAAUAAUGUUGUUAUUAAUGUUUAUUAUGCUGUUAUUAAUGUUAAUUAUGCUGUUAUUAAUGUUAAUAAUGUUGUUAUUAAUGGUAUUAGUGUUUUGAAUGUUAUUAGUGUUGUUAUUAAAGUUAGUAAUGUUGUUAUUUUAGUUAAUAAUGCUGUUAUUAAUGUUAAUAAUGUUGUUAUUAAUGGUAUUAGUGUAUUAAAUGUUAUUAAUGUUGUUGUUGUUUGUUGUUGUUGUGCAGCUGAUGGAGCUCCACCAGCAGGGGGCAGACCUCCUGCUGCAGGACGCCGCCGGCUGCACGCUGCUGCAUCAUGGCGUGGAGGCCGGCAGCAAAGAGAUCCUCAAGUACCUCAUUGACAACGGUGUGACAUUUGGACUUCUUAGAAAAAAGAGGAAACUUUAUUUAAAUGUUAAAAUUCAACAAACUUCCUCUUAGACUAACUUUUAAAAACCACAGUCAGGUUUUUACUGAUUCAUUCUGUGUCUAAAACUGAAACUUUUACGUCGAGGACAGAAAAAAGAAAGGGUCAGGGGUGUGUCCAGAGGGGUGGCGCCCUAAAAUCACCAGUUGUGAUUGGCUCAGUUAUUCUGGCUGCUCGUUUCUCUCUUUAGAUCAAAUUUACACUUUAGUUUCUGAUCAGACAGGUGUCAGGGAUUCGUUUUUGUUAUACCACCACUGGGGGGCGCCAACAGCGGAUCAUUAGACAGAGAGUAGAAGAUGAAGUCCUGAUGAAGCCCUCAGAGGUUUUUGUUUCAGUCCAGAGGUUUCUAGACGCUCGUGCUCGUCAGUCUUUAGAGAUCUUUGCUCUGAUUUAAACUCUUCGUCUGUUCGGUUUUAGUGUUCCUCUUUUCCAGCAGCUGAUGUUCUUAGAGGAGCUUUAAACCGCUGAAAACCUGACCCAACAGGAAAUCCACGUUCUGGUUUUUCUGCUCCGUCUCCUUUUGUCUGUCAGAGAGCUCAGAGUCCUCCAACCAUGAUGGUGAUCUUAUCUGUGUGCUCACCUGCAGCAGGACGGCGUCACAUACUUCACAUACACCUGAACAUGAAUGUAGAAGAUCCAGUCGGACCAGUUUGAUUCUGAACAUUUUCAGACUGGAGAGGACUCACAGUGAUCCAGACUGAAGGAUGUUCUGAUUUUAUGAUCUCCUCUUUAGUUUUUCUGCACAUUUAAUCUAAAAACCUGUUUGUAUGUUUUUGUUCUCAGUUCCUACAUCUCAUCUGGACAUCACAGAGAGAGAGACGUGAGUCCACUUCAGUCCUCAAAACCUCUAAACCUGCACCCACAGACCAGUUCUGGUCUCUCAGGGUCUAAAUCUGAGUUUGUGUUUUUCAGAGGAGAGACGGCGCUCCACAAAGCCGCCUCCUCCUGUCAGAGGAGCAUCUGUCACUGCCUGGUGGAGGCCGGGGCGUCGCUCAUGAAGACGGACCUGCAGGUAAACAAUGCUCACCUGUGAGGGUCUCCAGGACUCCUGUGAGGGUCUCUAGUUAUACCAACUCUAUUAACGACCGCAGAUAGCAAUACAGAGAGCCACGCCCUCAACCAAAACGCCACUCUAUAGCCAAAAAUAAUGCUCAGAACAGCACCUAACUUCAUCAACAGGACAUAUAGGGUCACAGACAUAGUACAGUAGAACAGUAGACGGGGUGUUUCUUCACUUCUGUAGUCUAUAAGCUGGGCCAAUAAACUUGUUAAAUAAAAAGGUAAAGGUGUUUUUUUGAAGCCGAAUUAUCAAUAAAAUUGUGAUUUUGUUAACAGGUAUGGAUUUAUGUGCUGUCGAGUUAAUAUAUUUGAACAAGAGCACAGUAAAGUUAAAUCAGCUAAUUUUCCAAUGAGGUUCUGUUACUGAACGGAGCUACACCAUGAUCUACUGAGGUUAGUACAUAUAGGGUCACAGACAUAGUACUAGACACCAAACAUCUUUUUAACUUUGACUCAUUUCUUUAGCAAAGAGACUAAACACAACUCACCUACUCUCUUCCAGCAGACGCUUGUUUGUACUGAGACCUCAGGCCAGUCCAUUACAGACUACAGCGGGGUGCCGCAGCUCAAGGAAGAACAUUUAUGAUCAUUUCCUUGAAGUAAUAAUCACCAUGCUGUUGUCAGAAUCUGGUUUGGGAUCAUAUGAAGGUCUUUGUCUAGAUGGACGCAGAUGUUGCUCUUAAACCUGGAGAUGUUGUUUAAAACUGAGGAUGCAGCAUCUAUGAUUUCCAGUUCUACGUUAAGCCCAGUUGUCUUUUCCAAAAGAGAGUUAGAUGUUGAUUUUGAUCCUCAGAGGAACGGAAAGAAGUCGGUGUAAAUUGACACGUUAACUUGAAUGGUUACGAUCAGCUACGAUCGGAGGAUACGACCUUUUAGGAGACCAUCAGGAUGAAGGUGGAGAUCGGGGGUUAGUGGACGGCUCCUGGUUCAGCAGGCGCCGUGAUGUCCGUGUGAGUUCUGACAGGUCCAGGUAGAGUUCUGGUUCUGUAUGUUUAUAAUGAAAACCCAGAGUCCCUCAAACCUGCUGGUUCGAUGACCUGGCUCUGGUGAACCGUCUCGGUCCGCCCUGUGAGGCGAUGUUCUCAGGCGCAGAGAUGACCACCGUCCUGACCCCCCGGCCCCCCCUUAGAUGGAUCUCCUGCAGGAUCUGACCCACUUCUAUAAAGUGAUUAAUGUUGUGUGUCAUUGAGAAACCGAGCGCUGCAGGAUCCCGGGCCUCGCUCCGACACACACAAAGACCGCCGCUCUCCGUCGCCAUGGUGAAGUCAGUGGUAACAGGAAGCAGCCCAUAAUCUGAGUUUUCUUCUCCUUCUUCUCCUCCGCGGCCAAUGAAAAGACUUGUGUGUGUGUGUGUGUGUGUGUGUAAGUGUGUGUGUGUGUGUGUGUAACUGUGUGUGUGUGUGUGUGUGUAACUGUGUGUGUGUGUGUGUGUGUGUGUGUGUUUCCAGUGUUGGUGUGCCGCCCAGAUCCACUGCAGAGACUUUAUCCUUCCUUUUUUCUCACACCAUCCAUCAUUCAUUCAUCAUUCAUCCAUCUAUCUGUCCAUCAAUAAUUCACUCAGUCAUUUAUCAUCCAUCCAUCCAUCCAUCCAUCAUCUGUCCAUUCAUCCAUCAUCUAUAGUUCAUCCAUUCAUCCAUCCAUAGUUCAUUCAUCCAUCAUCAUGUGUCCAUCCAUCUAUCUAUCUAUCUAUCAAUCAUUCAUUCAUUCAUUCAUUCAUCAUCCAUAAUUCAUCAUCCAUCCAUCCAUCCAUCAUUCAUUCAUUUAUUUAUCAUCCAUCAUCUAUAGUUCAUCCAUUCAUCAUCCAUCCAUCCAUCUAUCAUUCAAUCAUCUAUCUAAUCCAUCCAUCCAUAUUUCAUUCAUCCAUCAUCAUGCGUCCAUCUAUCUAUCUAUCUAUCUAUCAUUCAUUCAUUCAUUCAUCAUCCAUAAUUCAUCAUCCAUCCAACAUCAUACAUACAUUUAUAAUUCAUUCAUCAAUCAUCCAUCCAUCAUUUAUUAAUUUAUUAUCCAUCACCCAUCCAUCAUUCAUUCAUUCAUUCAUUCACAUAUAAACCCUUUCACAGGAAGUCUCAGUGUAGAAGAAGAACUUCUUUAACAGGCAGACCCAGAGUCCAGGAUGUGGUCUGAGGUUCUUGACUGAAGGUCUCGGUCUCUUUCAGGGUGAGACCCCCAAACAGCGAGCUGAGAAGGCCGACGACCAGGAACUGGCUGAAUACCUGGAGAACCGCCAACAUUACCAGAUGAUCCAGAGGGAGGACCAGGAGACGGCGGUCUGAGGUCCAUCCUGGGUCCAGAUCCUCCGUCUGUCUUUAGGUCUUUGAGUGUAUGAAUGUGUCUCCGCUCCAGAACAUGGACUGAGGACACAUCAGCGCGUACGUAGAGGCAGGUAGACACGUGUCCACGGAUCAUUAACGUCUCGUCAUUCAGCCAUGAAGCUUCGCUCUGAUGAAGUCGGGUUUGUAGACGUACAGACCGCCUCUGUCCUCAGCUGGAGUCCAAACUAAAGACCAGAAAACCCUGCGGACACUAAGCGGUCUCUCUCUCUCAGAACUUCCUCAAACUGCUUUUUGAAUGUGUCUUUAUCGCCUCGGCGGCGGCGGCGGCGGCGUUAGCGCUCUGACCUCUGUUAAAGACGACCGUGUGUGUGUGUAGAGAAAGUGCUGCUGUGAGCGAACACUGACUGUAUUCAUGGCGCCGUCUGCAGCUGAACGCCGUGAACCGCCAGCUUCUGCCAUAUCAGAUAGAGCGGCUGCAAAAACGUGUCUUCUUCUUCUUCUUCUUCUUCUUCUUCUUCUUCUUCUUCUUCUUCCAGCUUCUAGUGACCUUUUGGAUGUACUUGUUGACUCAGCAGAAAUAAGUGUUUAUUUAACUUAGACACACGAUCUAUUUAUGAUUUACUUGUAGAGAUAAAAACACAUUUUUCUUGUGAUCAAACUGAGAGAAGCGAGUCUGCUUCAGUCUGACUUUUAGCUAUUUGACUUUGUCUGUUUUCGUCUGUUACGUAACUUUAAAGGACGCUUUCAUCGUGACCGUCGUCUGUGUAAAUAGCUGAGGCGUGUGGGAAGUGUGAACCAGAAGCUGAUGCCUGUUUCUGCCAAAGCGGUUUAGUCUGUAUUAAUAACAAUAACAUAACCUUCAUAAAGACGUUUUACUGUCUGAAUAUUGGAGUAAUAACUGUUUUUCUUUGGUUUUAUCAUUUCUGAGUGACCUGCAAUAAAGCAUGUCAGUUACAGC
Molecule: messenger RNA, 40044 nt
Organism: Xyrichtys novacula (pearly razorfish)
Lineage: Eukaryota; Metazoa; Chordata; Actinopteri; Labriformes; Labridae
Source: the annotation of a GenBank genome assembly